Amphimedon queenslandica is the source of this 1044-nucleotide messenger RNA. RefSeq lists its product as uncharacterized. The record is from RefSeq and is a predicted model, not a curated record. The transcript is spliced from 3 exons. The coding region runs from base 339 to 914 and encodes 191 amino acids. Lineage: Eukaryota; Metazoa; Porifera; Demospongiae; Haplosclerida; Niphatidae. Gene Ontology annotation, biological process: dephosphorylation. Gene Ontology annotation, molecular function: phosphoprotein phosphatase activity.
CCAAACUUCCGUCAAGCAGGAGGUCGUGGGCUAACCAACAAGAGAGGACAGAGAGUGAAAGACGGGCUCCUUUAUCGCUCCUCCAGGACAGACUUCGUUACUCCAAAGGACAAGUCACUCUUUCUCCAAUUGGGAAUCAAGUCAAUCAUAGACCUCAGAAGACAAUCGGAGUACGAGAGAUCAGACGGCUCCAAAUUACUGGAUGAUAUUUAUCCGGUUUGGAUACUCAAGAGCGGCAAUGUCCGUCGUAUGAAACCUCCCUUCGCUGGGGGGGACAAACCCGCUCCACCUCCCCACCCCCUUCCGAUAACACGGCCGGUCGUCGCUACCUUGUGAACAUGUGGACAAUGAAGAUUAUAUGGCACAUCUUUACGCAAGCAAAUUUCAUUGUCCGUUGGCUCUCGCUCAUCUUAGUUCUCAUUGACUGGCUUAGUGGACUUCAUUUAUUCGUGAAGUUCUACACCUGGCUUGUCCUCAACCACUUCUCUGUUGCUAAGCAGUACAUUGAUGUAGUGGAACUGGCUAAACCAGUUAUCAUAGACGUGAUUCGUUUCAUGUGUAGAGAGGAUUCCCUACCGAUGCUAAUACAUUGUGCCCAUGGUAAGGAUAGAACUGGUUUACUGGUCGCCGUUGUACUUGGUCUACUGGAGGUUGAAAGCGAGGAUAUUAUAAGAGAUUAUGCUGAAUCACAGGAUGGUCUGUUAUGCAUCAAGGAUAGAGUGUAUCAAGAGAUUGUGGAGAGAUAUGGUUUCAAGUUAGAGUGUACUUAUGCUGAGAGGGAAACGAUGGAAGAAGUCCUUGAACACAUUGAGAAAAAUUAUGGAUCAAUGUCGGAGUAUUUAUUGUCUGGAGGGUUCACUUUGAAGGAGCAGGAACAUUUUAAAAGAUUGUUUUUGGAACCAGAGUCUGAAUAAUUAGCCAGACGUGGAAUGAAUAAUUAAAUCUUAUCAAUACUGUUUGAGUGUAUUAUUACUAUACAUUAAUUCAAUCUUGUAUAGAACUAACUAAUUUGCAUAGAAGCAGAAAUAAUUAUUUAUAAUAAUA